CGGCCCCGGCGGGAACCGCCGCCGCCGCCCGAAUGAAAUUUCUACACAGCUGAUGGCCCAUCAGUGGUGUUCCAGUGACCCUUCAGUGAUGUCCUAGAUCUAAGCACCUUCACCCUUUACUGGAGAAGAAACUGAAGAGAGAAAGACGUAACUGAAAAAGAACGAUUGGAAGGAACAGAUUCAUUUCUUAACAAGAUCAAGUUUGAAUUAAAUGGCUGAUAAACAGAUCAGUUUACCUGCCAAGCUGAUCAAUGGAGGGAUAGCUGGGCUGAUUGGGGUCACCUGUGUAUUUCCCAUUGACCUGGCAAAAACUCGCCUGCAGAACCAGCAGAAUGGCCAACGGAUGUACAGCAGCCUGUCUGACUGCCUCAUUAAAACGAUUCGGUCGGAAGGCUACUUUGGCAUGUACCGAGGGGCUGCAGUGAACCUGACUCUAGUGACACCAGAAAAGGCUAUCAAACUGGCAGCCAAUGACUUCUUCCGACAUCACCUCUCCAAAGAUGGGAAAAAGCUGACACUGCUGAGGGAGAUGCUGGCAGGCUGUGGUGCAGGUACCUGCCAGGUGAUUGUCACCACUCCCAUGGAGAUGCUCAAAAUCCAGCUGCAGGAUGCAGGACGCAUUGAGGCACAGAAGAAGCUCAUGGCGGCGCAGGCCCAGCUCUCCUCCUCCCCCGCGGCGGCAGCGGCCGAGCCUGCUGUGGAAAGGCGCCCCACAGCGACCCAGAUAACCAGGGAGCUGCUGCGGAGCAAAGGCAUUGCCGGACUCUACAAGGGCCUGGGAGCCACGCUGCUAAGGGAUGUCCCAUUCUCCAUUGUUUACUUCCCGCUGUUUGCAAACCUGAACAAGCUGGGCCAGAAGGAUCCCAAUGUCAAGGCUCCGUUCUACGUGUCCUUCCUCUCUGGAUGUGUGGCUGGCAGUACAGCUGCAGUGGCUGUCAAUCCUUGUGAUGUGAUCAAAACACGGCUGCAGUCCUUGCAGAGAGGAGUCAAUGAGGACACCUACUCGGGGAUCCUGGACUGCACCAAGAAGAUCUGGCAGAGGGAAGGGCCCACGGCCUUCUUCAAAGGGGCCUACUGCCGAGCCCUGGUGAUUGCUCCUCUCUUCGGCAUUGCACAAGUCGUGUACUUCGUGGGCAUCGCGGAGUUCCUGCUGGACCUGCUCCCCAAGCGCCGGGCCUAGCCCUGCGGGGCUGCCUGUGCCCCUGCCCUCUGCAGCGCCGGAUCCAUCCCCGUGUUCGCCAUCCCUGUCCAUCCAUGUCCCAGCAACAGCACAAAGGCUUCGGCAGGGCUGCCAAGGGACCUGGGGCCCACAUGGGCAGACUGGGGAGGGAGAGAGUCCCUUCUCUGCCGCCUCUGGAACCUGCCCCUCCUGCUCCUUCCACGGACAAUACUUAAUUAUUCCUCUCUCCCUCUCUCUCUCUCUCUCUCUCUCAACCUCUCUCUCUUUUUAAUUUCCCACUUUUUGGUUUUAAAUUGUCAUUCUUAAGGACACUGGUAAGCACAGACUGGGCGUGCAGACCCAGAAGUCUCCUCUCAGUCUUGGGGAGGAGGAGAAAUGGGAAAGAAGUAACUUCAGUCUCAUCCACCUCAGUUUCCCUUUCUACCUGGAGCUGCCAGCCAUCUGAGGAGGAGCUGGAGGGGCAGCUGUGUCCCCUGAGCACCUCCUCGGCUCUGCUGACCUCGGGUCAAGAGUGAAUGCUGCACAAAGGGGGCUUAACUCAUUGCUGCUGGAGGCAAGGGUGGGGGGGAUGCUGGCUCUGGCAAGUUCCUUGGCCUGGAAACCUUCAGUCCUCUCUUCUCCCUUUUUAAAAACUAGUUGGACUUAAAUGAAUUCUGACUGUUCCUAUUGAUUUUGUAAUUAUUUUUGUUUUAAAACAAAGGGAUGUCCCUCCUAACUAGGUGUCACAGGCACAUCUGGGUGAGGUGCGGAAAUAAGGUGUUUGCUCUGUAGGGAACAUGUCUGUGGGAUCACAUGAAUGUCCAAAGGUGCUUCCCUGCUUGGCUACAGGCACGGAAGGGAGAGGAACUUGGGAUCAAGUUAUUUUUGUUUAAGGGUGGGGGUUUUUGUUUUGUUUUUAGUUUUGUUUUUUUUUUUUAGUUUGUUUUUGUUUUAUUAGUUUGGUUUUUUGUGGGGGUU
Molecule: messenger RNA, 2137 nt
Organism: Camarhynchus parvulus
Lineage: Eukaryota; Metazoa; Chordata; Aves; Passeriformes; Thraupidae
Gene: SLC25A22
Product: solute carrier family 25 member 22
Exons: 11
Coding region: 212-1180 (322 amino acids)
Biological process (GO): L-glutamate transmembrane transport; malate-aspartate shuttle; aspartate transmembrane transport
Molecular function (GO): L-aspartate transmembrane transporter activity; L-glutamate transmembrane transporter activity
Source: RefSeq, a predicted model, not a curated record